Molecule: messenger RNA, 3018 nt
Organism: Panicum virgatum (switchgrass)
Lineage: Eukaryota; Viridiplantae; Streptophyta; Magnoliopsida; Poales; Poaceae
Product: plectin-like
Exons: 3
Coding region: 393-2840 (815 amino acids)
Source: RefSeq, a predicted model, not a curated record
GAGCUCGCAUUCCUUUGUGCGCUGGCCGUUGCGCUCCAUUUGGAAUCCCAUCCAUCCCAGCUCCCCACAUUGACCGCCUCCGUACCAGCGACAGCCUUUCCCGCAACUCAAUCAUCCGCUGCCAACGCAAUUCUCCUCCGCAGGCCCCAUCGCUUUGAUCCAUCCUUGCCACUUUGCAGCUCGCGUCGAUUCCCCCUUUCUCCUCCCCGAUCGCCCGCCGCCAUCAUGCCCGCCGCGACGCCGCCGAGCCGCCAUUGCUCCCGCCGCUCUAGACUUGCGGACCUGAUGGCCAUCUGCCGUUAGGACUGGAAGCUUCUUUAGCUUAGUGAUCCGCUGCUUCAGUUCCAGUACGUGCCAGGACCCAGGAACUAGUGGGGAAGGCAACGGGCGUGAUGGCGGCUGAUCACGCGCUGCCAUUGGCGCCGGCGUCGUCGGCGUCCGUUUCCGUGCACCGCGCCGCUGGCUACUGCGUCGGCUUUUCUUGCGCCCUCGCCGCUCUAGGAGCGCAGGGGCGAGUCGCCGGCGGGUGCGAUCUUGGCGCCAGGGAGCUCGCGCUGCGGGAGAUGGUCGCCGCGCUGGAGCGCCAGGCCGAGGAGCUCCGGCAGCGGCGGGCGGAGGACGCCAAGGCCAACGAGAAGGUGGCGGGCAUCUUCGCGUCCCACGAGCAGCGGUGGCUCGCCGAGCGCAAGUCCCUGCGGCGGCAGGUGCACGCCGUCGUCGCUGCGGCGCGCGGGCGCGAGGCCAAGCGCGAGGAGGAGGCCGCGGAGCUCCGGCGGCAGCUGGAGGAGCAGCGGGACGCGGCGGCGCUCAAGGACGCGGCCCUGGAGCAGGAGAUUCAGCGGCGGGGAGGCGCGGAGGACCGACUGCGCGCGGCGGAGGAGCUGCGGGAGCGCGCCGGGAAGGAGGCGGCGGAGCACGCGGCCGAGCUGCGGAAGCACAAGGCGGCUUUCGUGGAGCUCGCGUCCGCGCAGCGGCAGCUGGAGGCGGACCUGGCCCGCGCGGCGCGCCUCGCGGACACGGCGGAGGCCGAGCUCCGGGAGGCCCUGGAGCGCCGCGACGAGGCGGCCUCCGCGGCGGCGGACCUCUCCGCCGAGGCCGCGCGCCUGCGCCGGGACGCGGACCACAAGGACAAGAUCCUCUCCGCGAUGCUGCGCAAGUCCAAGAUCGACAUGGAGGACAGGAAGAUGCUGGUGCGGGAGGUGAAGCUGUGCAAGGCCAGGCGGAAGCAGGCCGAGCUCGAGGCCGAGCGAUGGCGCAAGAUGUGGGAGUCCCGCGGCCACCGCCGGGGCUCCUCCAGGUCGUCGGCUCGGUGCGCGGCCGAGCAGCCGCAGCCGCAGCCGGCCGGGUGCUCCGACAAGCUACUGGCCGCCGACGCCGCGGCGCGCGAGACCAGCGACACCAAGAUACUGUUCGUGGACCACGUUGAGGGCGACGGCGGCAAGAAGGAGCACCGGCAGGCGACGGCCAAGGAGCUGACCACCACCAUUGAAUGCGUCGACCGCUAUGCCAGCCACGUCGACGACAAGCCCGCCGUGGAGGAGUACCAGGGCCUGCAGGAGUGGUUCCAGAUGGAGACGGAGAAGUACACGGCCAUGAUCAAGCACCGGCACGCCGCGGAGGUCGAGGCGUUCACGGAGCAGCUCCGGCUCAAGGACGAGAAGCUGGAGGCGUUCCGGUGGCGGGCGGUGAGCAUGGACGUCGAGGCGGCGCGGCUCCGGUCCCGGAUCCAGGAGCUGGAGGCGCGGCUGGCGCAGCACGAGAGGCACAGCGCCGGGGUGGACGCCCUGCUCCUGGUCAGGGAGAACGAGAACAGGGCGCUCAAGGAGCAGCUGGAGGCGCUCCCAGCGCAGGCACUCAAGGACCAAGACGCCGCCGACGGCCGCUGCAUCCCAUGUUCACCCGUGAAGAUCCACAGAACAAUGUCGGCGGAAGCCGAUCGGCUGCCAUCCGGCAGCUCGCGGUAUCAUCAAGAGACCAAGCUGGACGACGAUCACAGGGCGUUCAACGUGGUGGCAGCAGAGGCGCUUGUCGUUCCGGUCCGGGAUCUCGCGUGCGCCGCGGCGGCGACGUCGUCGACGGAGCACGACGCCCCGGCUCGGCAGUCACUCAGGUCUGAGAUCGAGGAGGAGAAGGAGGUGUACACCGACCCCGGCAAUGCGGAGACGCUGGCAAGCACGAGCAGCUCCCAAGAGGUGACAUCCGAGCUCGCGCUCGUGGUCGUGCCGCCUGACCAGAAGACGAACACGAACUCUGCUUGGAAGAUGGACAUCCACGCCCUGGCGGUGUCGUACAAGAUCAAGCGGCUGAAGCAGCAGCUGCAGGUGCUCGAGAAGCUGGCCGCGGAAAGCAGGGAGGAGGAGGCCGCGGCGGGGAAGCCGUCGGGGAGCGAAGCCAGCAGCAGCUGCUGCAGACAGCAUCCGAGGACGAGGUACCAGACCAUGAUGUCCUUCCUGAGCAAGCACGUCAAGCGUUACCAGUCCCUCGACGACAAGAUCGACGACCUUUGCGCAAGGAUGGAGGAGAGCAAGAGGAGCGUGGGGCGGCGGCACGGCGGCGGCGGGGAGCAGAGCGCGGCGCUGGGGCAGUUCCUGGAGGAGACGUUCCAGCUGCAGCGGUUCAUGGUGGCCACGGGGCAGAAGCUGCUGGAGACGCAGUCCAGGAUCGCGCCGGGCCUCGGCCGCGGCGGCGGCGGGGACGGCGUGGACAUGAGGAGGCUGAUGGACGUGGCCGGGGCGUUGCUGAGGGACGUGCAGCGGGGGUUGGAGGUGCGCAUCGCGCGGAUCAUCGGGGACCUCGAGGGCACGCUCACCUUCCACGGCAUCCUCCGCACCACGCGCUGAUCUCUGUGUUGCGUGGUUCUCUCUCUCUCUCUCUGUGUUCCGUGACUACUACUUGAUCCAUGACGCGUUAGAAGGGAGGUUUGCAGUGAACUAAUACUAAUGGCAGCAGCACGUUGGUCUUCCGGGCAAAGUGAAUUUUGUUGCAGUAAUGUUGGGGUUCAUGGCUAUUGAGAUUUGA